Messenger RNA from Lasiodiplodia theobromae, 4203 nucleotides. Its product is annotated as WD repeat containing protein. The transcript is spliced from 5 exons. Gene Ontology annotation, cellular component: RAVE complex. Bases 1 to 4203 code for a protein of 1400 amino acids. The record is from RefSeq and is a predicted model, not a curated record. Lineage: Eukaryota; Fungi; Ascomycota; Dothideomycetes; Botryosphaeriales; Botryosphaeriaceae. Gene Ontology annotation, biological process: vacuolar acidification. Gene Ontology annotation, molecular function: protein binding.
AUGCGCGCCAUCCUCCCCGGCCGUCCCAACGCAGAGCUCGCUGCUGUGACCACCGGGCUCUGGGAGGGAAGGCAGCUUAUCGCGUACAUCUCCGGCAAUGCCCUCAUAAUCCUCGGCGGCCCGCGACACAUUAUACAAACCAUCUACACCGAAGAUGAGGGCAACCUGGUGUCUGUGGUUUUGGACGAGCCGUCCGGCAAGAUAGCAACCGCCUCGCCCAAGGCCGUCUACGUCUACAAGCCCCACGGCCUGGACAUUGGCCAGCCCAACUGGACCCUACAACACACCUUGACCCUAGCCGACCCGCAGGAUGAUAUCAGGACGCUCUCCUGGGGCCUCGCCGAGGAGCUGCUUGUGGGCAGCUCAUCCCUGACGCUAUUCUCCACGCACAACCACGAGUCCGAACGUCUCUUCACCGCGCCGCUCGCGUCCCCGCCCAAAUUCGCACACUUCUCCUACGACGCCACCUUCAUUGCCACGACGUCGACCUACGACCGGCUCGUCAAGAUAUGGCACCGCCUGAGCUUCGGCAGCGUCGAGGAGCGCUUCGACGUGGCCUACCUGCCGCACCCGGCCACAGUCACAGGCCUGCACUGGCGGCGGCCGCGGCACCGCGAGCAGCUGAUCGAGAACGUGCUGUACACGGUGUGCGCCGACAACAAGGUGCGCGUGUGGGUGGGCGGCGAGCACCGCGGGCCCGAGAUCUUCCAGCUGUGGGCCGAGGUCGACCUCAUGGAGUCGAUCAAGCCGCGCGCCCUCGACCCGGGCGCCCGCUCCCAACGCCGCUACGCCUUCUUCAUCGACAGCGCCGACUUCGCCGUCGCCACCGAGCGCGCCGUCCAGCAGGCCUCGGACGCCAACGGCAGCCAGGAGGAGCGCCACGCCCUGCAGCACCUGAUCGACGUCGCCAACCGCUCCCCCGAGGUGUGCGUCGUGCUGGAUGACAAGGGCAACAUGUCGGCCUGGGGCUUGGAGAGCGUGGAUUCGAAGGUCAAGAAGACGAGCAACAUCUUCAACAUUGCACACGUCGAGGGGCUCAGGCUGCAUUUUGCAAAAGACCCCCUGCCAAUCGAGGACAAUGUGCAGUUCUUCAGUUUCUGCGGAGACGCCCAUGGUAGCUCGUUCACCUUGCUCAUGCACCACUUUGAUGGAAGGAUAGAGUGGAUGGAGGGCAAGAUUGAUCUGCUGUUCGAUCCGUCACCCUUGAAGUUGACGAGAUUGGAGCGAGAGACCAUUUUGACCGGACACACGGCACCCAUCAAGAAGGCAGUACGUACGGCGAGCGGACGGGCGCUAAUUUCUCGAACCGACAAGAACGCAGGCGUUGUGUGGAGGCAAGAGAAUUCGAAGCAUUCCGGCCCUGUGCUUGCUCGGCACAGCACCGUGCAGGUGCACGAGCAUAUUCAUCGCACGGCUUUGCUUGCUGAGGGCGACUUUGUUGUGUUCCUGCACCACGAAAGUAUAUCACUAUGGGACGCCCGCACGCCAACGGCAAAAGAGGUCGCUCGCUGCAAAUACCAAUUGCAGGGCAAGCCCCUCUGCCUGCUCAUCAUUCCGGAAGUAGAAACCGACUCGGGCUGCGUCCAUCUUGCCACUAUCUCGUCCGAGAUGAAGGGAGUUGGCUGGCAGGUAAGGAUACCGCCCAGAUUGACACACGUCAAUUUCCGUCCACACCGCCGGACACCGUCCAUCAACAUCGCGGGCAAAAUCUCCAUCGAAGAAAUCUGCCGCUUUGAUCUGGGUGACGACGGCGACCUGGCUUAUGUCAUCCCCGUCGAUCCUGCUGGAACGCCGCCUGUGAUCUCAGGUUUCUUGGAUACCUUUGCCCGUGAUAUUGCAAUCUCGUACACAACCUCCGGUGUUAUCAAGUCGUGGACUGCAAGAGUGAGCGAAGAUCGGAAGAAGAUCGAAUGGUUGCUCACUUCGACGGUGGAUACUGGCGUCGAAAAUCCGACACUCGGCAGUGGAACGUCAAUCCGUAAGGCGGCUUUGGUUGAUUCUCAGAAGACUGGUCUCACCAUCUGGAGCACAAGAAGCGCUCAACUGGAACAUGAGGAGCGUUUUGAGCCCCAUGAUAUCAUCCAGGACAUCGAUUGGUCGUCUUCUCCGGACAAUCAGUCCAUCCUUGCCGUUGGCUUUCCCCACAGGGUUGUCAUCUAUGCACAGCUGCGCUACAAUUACCUCGACCAUGGGCCAUCUUGGGCGGCGAUUCGCGAAGUCCGUAUCCGAGAGUUCACGCCGCAUCCGAUUGGUGAUUCGGUCUGGCUGGGCAGCGGUAACUUGGUCAUCGGCGCUGGAAACCAACUUUUCGUCCAAGACGAGCAUGUUGAGGUUGAUGAUGGUGUCCUUCCAGAUCUGCGCCUCGUUGAGCACAGGGAAGCACACCGCAAGAAGGAGGUGGACUUGUUCACCCUCGUGAGCAGACUCAACGGUCCGCUGCCCGUGUACCACCCGCAGAUGCUUGCUCAGUGCGUGCUUCUGGGGAAGCUGCCGCAGGUCCAGCGGAUCCUUAUCAACCUCUACAAGAAGCUCAAGUUCUACACCGAGGGCGAUGCUUUCGAUACUCUACUCGGACUGUCGCCCGAGAGCUUCUUCGAGGAUCAUGAGGCAAGUACUAAGAUAUUGAAACGCCAGAUCAUAUUGCUAACGAAGUUACAGGCUACCAUGAACGGUUCAGCUCGAAAGGAGCUGCAGUCUUCAUACGCCGAUUUCACGGAUGAGGAUGACGAGCCCGCCAGUCUCUCCAAUCGCGAGCAAUUUCACCUCGCAGACAUUGUCGAGUGUGUCGGUACUGUCGAGAAACACCGGAGAAGUGUUGAUGACAAUGCCUGUCGUUUCCUGCUCUUCUUCAGACAACAUUACCUUCGCGACAGGGAUGGCAUGCGGAGUGAGGAGAAGUCUCACAUAUCGUGGCGCGAGAUCACUUGGGCAUAUCACAGCGGUAGUCAAGACAUUCUGUUGGAUCUGGUGAGCAGGCAUUUCCAGGGACGGAUGACGUGGAAACAAGCAAAAGAGGCCGGUAUCUUCAUGUGGAUGACCGACAGCAAUGCAGUGCGCGCUCAAUUCGAGGUUAUCGCCCGGAACGAAUACACCAAGACCGAGGAGAAGAACCCAGUCGACUGCAGUCUGUAUUACCUCGCUCUCCGCAAGAAAGCGGUGCUUGUCGGUCUCUGGCGCAUGGCCACAUGGAGCCGCGAACAGCCUGCCACGUACCGCCUGCUCCAGAACAACUUCAACGAUCCUCGUUGGAAAACGGCUGCCCUCAAGAACGCGUACGCACUGAUGGGCAAACGCCGUUUCGAAUACGCAGCCUCCUUCUUCCUCCUGGCCGACCACCUCCAAGACGCCGUCGCAGUACUGUCAAACCAAAUGAACGACAUGCAGCUCGCCAUCGCUGUCGCCCGCGUCUACGAAGGCGGCGACGACGGCCCCGUACUACGCAAGUUCAUCACCGAACGGGUCCUGCCGCGCGCCGUCAUGGAAGGCAACCGGUGGAUGGCGACGUGGGCCUUCUGGACGCUCGGCAAGCGCGACGUCGCGGUGCGGGCGCUCGUCACGCCGCUGUCGACGCUGCUCUCGCCGCCCGACUCGCCUAGCCUGCAGUCGCGCCUGUUUCUCACGGACGACCCGGCGCUCGUCGUGCUGUACCGCCAGCUGCGCGACCGCUCGCUGCAGACGCUACGCGGCGCCCUCGCCGUCGACCCGCGCGCCGAGUGGGAGUUCAUCGUGCACACGGCCCGCCUGUACGAGCGCAUGGGCUGCGACGUGCUCGCGCUGGAUCUGGUCCGCAGUUGGGAGUUCCUGCAAACCCCGCAGCAACCGAUCGCGCCCCUGCCGACGAAGCUGCCCCUGCACUCGUCACAGAAUUCUGCUGUUUCGGCUGCGCCGACUAGUCCCGUCGCGACGUACGACAUUGAUCCUCGCAAGCUGCUGCGCAGGCGGAGCAGUUUGGUCGUGCAGGAUUUGCCGCACAGGCCGCUCGCGGUACGGUCGGCGUUGGAUGGGUUCGCUGAUGGGGAGGAUGGGGAGGUUGUGGUGGAUGGGGAGGAGAAGAGGAAUGGGGUUAAUGGGAGCGGGGCCAAGGAGAAUAGCAGGUUUGGUGUCGAUGGUGCCGGAGAGGUGGAACAGCAGAAGAAAAAGCCACCCCCGACCCAGUUUCACGAGCCGGAUGCUAAUAGCUUGUUGGACUCGUUUGGGUUUUGA